UUUAUAAUAUCGAAGAAUUACUUAAACAAUAACAUAGAAGAAAUAGCAAUUAAAAACGCAGAAUUAUACUUGCAAUGACUAACCUUCUUCCCUUCCACCAGAUUCCCUGUUAUCAUUUAUCUUCGUCAUCAUCACAGUUAUUUUCCAGGGGAAGAUCAAUGCUUGGAAUUACCAGCAACAACAACAUUUUUACUGUAUCUCACCAACACAGAGUAACAACCAUAAAAUGUAUGGCUAAUCCAAGAAGAGUAGCAAUGGUGGCUAAACAGAUAAGGAGGGAACUUUCUGAUAUGUUGUUGACUGACAAGAAUUUACAGUAUGCUGUCUUGCCCGAAGCUGCCCUUGGUGCUGACCGUUAUCUUUCUUCUGUUACUACUAUCAGUGAUGUUCAAAUUUCUGCUGAUUUGCAGAUCGUCAAGGUUUAUGUGUCAAUUUUUGGGGAUGAUAGAGGACGAGAAGUGGCCCUUUCUGGCCUAAAAGCUAAGGCGAAAUAUGUGCGGGGUCAACUUGGAAGGCGCAUGAAGUUGAGGAUAACGCCCGAAAUUCGUUUCAUAGAAGAUGAAUCUUUGGAAAGAGGAAGCAGGGUUAUCGCGAUAUUGGAUAAGAUAAAGAAUGAAAAUGAUCAAAACGAUGCCAAAAGUCUGGAAGAAGGGGAUGAUUUAUCUGAAGAGCCUGUAGAUGAUGAUAACUGGGGAGAGGAUGAAAAUGAUGAAGACAUUAUCUAUGUCAGAUAGAAAUUUUUUGCGAUGUGGUGAUGUUCUUUGUUCCUAUUGCCAUCUCAGGUCACAAGGAAUAGUUCAUGUUGCCGGUGGCUUCUCAUUUGUAUCCUGUCCGGUGGCUGCAAACCUUCCCAAUUUUGUGUUUGCACUGGAAACGAUGAAAGUAACCUAGUCGAGCUUAGAUCAAUAGUUCUGUAAGGAAAAAUGUAAUUUUACAAUGGAGUUGUUUGAAAGUAGUUGAGUGAUAUCUUUGUUUAAUUCAUCUCAUAAUAUAAUUUACAUGAACAUUUCUAAAAGCAAGAUCACUUUGUAUAUCAAUAGUCAAAAUAUUAUAAUUUGUUUGUCAUCA
Messenger RNA from Amaranthus tricolor (Joseph's coat), 1068 nucleotides. RefSeq names its product probable ribosome-binding factor A, chloroplastic. Bases 75 to 734 code for a protein of 219 amino acids. Gene Ontology annotation, molecular function: ribosomal small subunit binding. Gene Ontology annotation, biological process: rRNA processing; ribosome biogenesis. The transcript is spliced from 4 exons. The record is from RefSeq and is a predicted model, not a curated record. Lineage: Eukaryota; Viridiplantae; Streptophyta; Magnoliopsida; Caryophyllales; Amaranthaceae.